AGUCAUGCUGUGCCCGCCUCUUGCAGAUGCGCACGACCCGCAAAGUGUCGGUAUGGCCCGUGGGACUGGUAGGAGGACGACGGUAUGAGCGCCCAGUCGUGGAAAACGGCAAAGUUGUCGGCUGGUACACUGGCUGGAGAGCUGACAGGCCCUUCGCUAUUGACAUGGCAGGAUUUGCUGUGAGCCUUCAGGUGAUUCUGUCACAUCCAAAAGCUGUAUUCAAGCGUCGUGGUUCUCAACCAGGAAUGCAAGAAUCUGAUUUUCUGAAACAGAUAACAACAGUGGAGGAACUGGAGCCAAAAGCAAACAACUGCACAAAGGUUCUUGUAUGGCACACACGAACCGAAAAAGUAAAUCUAGCUAAUGAGCCAAAAUACCAUCUGGACACAGUCAAUAUUGAGGUAUGAUCUGGAGACACAGCUGCACAGGAGGCACAGUACAACGGAUGUGUCAGAAGGGGUUCGAAUUCAGCCAGUUAAGAGUCUACGUCUGUGUGAGACCUUGUACUAGUCAUCUGACGGACUUCUGUGGAAACAAAAGGAAGCUGUCAGAUACUCUGAUCAGCAAAUCAAGAGGCUGUGCUUUGUUCUAACUCAUUUGCAUGCAUUUCUGAACUCUCGUCUUAAUAAACUGACACUUACCUUUGUUUUAAGGCUGUUUCCACAUAGUAAAAGCAAUCAAAGAGAAACACGGCUGCAAUGGAGUGUUUUCCAAAUCAUCAUUUAUGUAUAUACUUUUUGUAUUUAUCCAGCUUAAUGGUGUAAUUAUAAACUGAUUUAACUCACAAACUGUUAAUCUAAAUAUUUGCAUAGAUGGACCUUCCACACUGAACAUGUUUUCCUUCAUUAAAAGUAGACUUCUUAAACAAAUAGCGGUCAAAUAGGUCAUACAAUAAUGAAAUAAAAACCCACAAUCAUUUAUGGAUUUAUCCUUUUAAUAUAGGGAAAUAACAUUUUAUCAUUACGAGGCACCAUAAAAUGUAAACACAAUCACUGUCAUAAACCUGGAUAUCUCUGCAAGGAAAACCAGAUCUCUUCACACUGAUUUACCUUGUCUACAUAUUGUGCCGCGAGUUCUCAGCAUUACUGCUGUGUGCGUGCCUCGUGAGCCAGAUUGGACACUUGAUCACCGGAGACUCGAAUGGAUCAAAUGGUCAUUUUUAAAAGAAUAAACUAUUGAUUUGUAGAAUUACAGUAA
Athene cunicularia (burrowing owl) is the source of this 1197-nucleotide messenger RNA. RefSeq names its product beta-1,3-glucuronyltransferase 2 (gene B3GAT2). Gene Ontology annotation, cellular component: Golgi membrane. Gene Ontology annotation, molecular function: galactosylgalactosylxylosylprotein 3-beta-glucuronosyltransferase activity. NCBI's taxonomy places the organism in Eukaryota, Metazoa, Chordata, Aves, Strigiformes, Strigidae. Bases 27 to 407 code for a protein of 126 amino acids. The transcript has 3 exons. Gene Ontology annotation, biological process: carbohydrate metabolic process; chondroitin sulfate proteoglycan biosynthetic process. The record is from RefSeq and is a predicted model, not a curated record.